This is a messenger RNA of Anastrepha ludens (Mexican fruit fly), 1987 nucleotides long. RefSeq lists its product as uncharacterized. The transcript is spliced from 5 exons. NCBI's taxonomy places the organism in Eukaryota, Metazoa, Arthropoda, Insecta, Diptera, Tephritidae. The record is from RefSeq and is a predicted model, not a curated record. Bases 140 to 1801 code for a protein of 553 amino acids.
AAAACCUUAGAGUUUUCUUUCAAUGGCUUUGAAAAAAUAUACUAAAAGUCGCCAGAUAUAUUCAGCUUUAUAUUUUUUAAUCGCUUUAAAACCGCAAAGAAGUACAAUUUGAAGCCACAGAGUUUUUGAAAUCUCCGUUAUGUCUGACAAGGCUUGCAAGACUCGGGUGCACAUUGUUCCCACACCACUGAAUUUGCCAUUUUUUCUGUCCGGAAGAACCCGCUUCAGACAUGACUAUUGGCGUAAAGUACCUACGCAUAUAAAAAAGAAGGGGCAAGUCCUUGCAAGGCACUGCAGUGAAGUGAAAGACGUUAAAUCGAAAACGGAACGGGAUUUAAAAAAUUUUAUUGGCAUUUACCCACCGAACGCUGAACCUUGCACCCAUUUACACAUAACAAAAAUCACGCGCGAUCUGAUCGAAGAUAAGCCUUGGUGUUUGCCACCAAGCACCUACGAUACUACGAAGGCGCCAUUUGCCGAAAAACGCGGUUAUCUCGGUGCGUAUUGGCGAAAAAUAUCCCAACGGGAAAGAGAUCUGCUUGAGCAAAAACCAAAAGCCAAUAUACAGAGCCACAAGGUCAAAGGACAAUGGAUAUUUUAUGAAAUUCCAAGAGGCAUAGAUCGUCUAACCCAACCCGCCCAUAAGUAUAAGGGCAAAUUCUUAACCAAUGCCCGUGACAGACGUGCCACCGCUCGCUGCAUGAUUAGUUAUGUGGGAUCGGCCUACCGCGACCCGUCGGAGCCUUCACCUGCGCAUUAUGAAUGCAAGUUGCAUGAGAUAGAAUAUAAUGCAUUACCUAAAAUGUUAAAGAAUGCACCAAAUCCGCACUUAUUUCUGCGCCACACUUCGGUGCCCGAGAAGCUAAUGUCACACAUACCUCGGCACACGAGUUUCAAACCUACAAUAGGUCGUUACGAGGUACGCUUCUCUAAGCAUUGCCCGUGCAGCAGGAAAAUACUAACGCCCGGUUUACAUUUAUUGAUCGAACGUGAGAAACGUAACAAAUUUCGCCGUUUGCCUUACAUCAAAAUCAAAACACGCAAUAAAUGUUAUCUCGAUUGGGAUCACGUUAUCGGCCAUGGUCAUCGCUAUCUCUUUCGCACCACAGAUAUGCCCACUAAAACGCCUAAAACACCAGCCAAGGAAAAGGCAGCAGAUAAGGCUAACAAACAUAUUCAACUUUACCCAGAUUCAAAAUACAUUAAUAUGAUAAAUUCACCGCACAAAGAAUAUCUAUCGAUACGCCCAGACGGUUUAGGUCAGGUGCCAGUUCGUGUACGCUUUAAUUGUAUAUCCAUCAAGCGUGUGAUACGUCGCCAGUUGCGUGUUAACAAGAAGGUAGUAUUUAAUAGUGGCACCGAGCGAUUCCCAGAGCUUGAUAUUCGACCAAUGAUAUUUACUGCUACUCAACUGGAGGAAUUGAAAAGCAAGUUGCCACCGGAGCGCCAACUGCGUGAUCAACCGGUAAUGGGAAAGCGAUUGAGUGAAAUCAAAUCUAAGCUUUACGAAACAUCCUCGCACUUAAAAUCCUUUUAUAGAUCAACUCUGCAUAAGCAAGAUUUUAAAUUUCAACCGCUUCCGGAACCAAAGAUACUAGUUUCUGAAAAGGAGUUGCGUCCCAGCCUCACUUUGAGUACUGACCUUUUAUUUUUCUAUGACAAGCCGAUCGACGUGAAUGAUUUUAUGAAGGAUAGCAGGCAAGGCUCAGUAGUGGGAGGAGUAUCUCCCGACACUGUACCCAAUAGUAAUGCCAAUAAUGUUCUCGUCCGUACCGUCCCAGAUGUUUCGGCAGAGGGCUAGUGCUCACUCCCAUUUCUAAAGGGAUCUAUAUACAUUUUAUUGUACAUAAAAAUGAGGGAAGGCAGGACAAAUUUUCGUCUUUUGAAGUACAUUUUACGAUUUCUGAAGGGCAAUUGAUUGUUUUGAAAUACAUUUUAUUAAAUACAUUUCAGAAAGCAACGUUUUCUAUUUCUGAAGAGCGAUUAA